Molecule: messenger RNA, 3303 nt
Organism: Gadus morhua (Atlantic cod)
Lineage: Eukaryota; Metazoa; Chordata; Actinopteri; Gadiformes; Gadidae
Product: unconventional myosin-X-like
Exons: 8
Coding region: 1-1707 (568 amino acids)
Biological process (GO): regulation of filopodium assembly; cytoskeleton-dependent intracellular transport; regulation of cell shape
Cellular component (GO): cytoskeleton; filopodium
Molecular function (GO): actin filament binding; plus-end directed microfilament motor activity; phosphatidylinositol-3,4,5-trisphosphate binding
Source: RefSeq, a predicted model, not a curated record
AUGACACUUAUCCCGUGGUUGUGUCUCCAGGAGAACUGUCUGAACUCUGAGGUGGUGGAGCAGAUCUACAAGAGGAACCCCAUCCUCCGUCACAGCCACCACCCGCUCCACUCGCCCCUGCUGCCCCUCCCCUACGGGGACAUCCACCUCAGCUCCCUGAGGACCAAGGGCCCCACCACUCUGCAGGACGAGGCGCUGAAGGUGUUCGCCUCGCUGCAGCACCUGGAGGGCGUGGCGGACCCCCUGCCCGUCAUCCAGGGGGUCCUGCGGACGGGCCAGGAGCUGCGGCCCCUGAGGGACGAGCUGUACUGCCAGCUGGUGAAGCAGACGGCGCUGCCCCCCCACCCCGGGGGCCCCGGGAACCUGUGCAGCUGGAGGAUCCUGGCCUGCAUGGCCUGCACCUUCCUGCCCAGCCGCGGCGUGCUCCGCUACCUCAAGUUCCACCUCAAGAGGACGAAAGAGCUGUCCCCCAACUCGGAGAUGGAGCGCUACGCCUCGUUCGCCCUGGACUCCCUGAAGAAGACCCGCACCCGGGAGCACGUCCCGGCGCAGGAGGAGAUCCGGGCCAUCGUGGCCCGCCAGGAGAUGACCACCAUGGUGCACUGCCACGGCGGGGGGUCCUGCAAGAUCACCAUCAACUCCCACACCACCGCCGGCGAGGUGGUGAAGAAGCUGACCUGGGGCCUGGCGAUGGAGGGCAGCAGGAACAUGUUCGCUCUGUUCGAGCACAACGACAGCGUGGACAAGGCCAUCGAGGGACGUGCCGUGGUGGCCGACGUGCUCGCCAAGUUUGAGAAGCUGUCAGCUUGCCAGGACCCCCAGGCCACCGGCUGGAGGUUCUACUUCAAGCUGUACUGCUUCCUGGACACCGACGGCGUUCCCAGGGACAGCGUGGAGUUCGCCUUCAUGUUUGAGCAGGCCCAUGAGGCUGUGAUCCGCGGCCGCUACCCGGCCCCUGAGGAGACGCUCCAGUUCCUGGCGGCCCUGCGGCUGCAGUACCUCCUGGGGGACCACGGCUCCCCGGCCCCCCUCCCCGACAUGGCCCAGGUGUUCCCCGUGGCGCGGCUCCGCGCCCGCGUGCAGAACUCGGCCAAGACCUUCGCCCCGGGCGCCGGCUCGGUGUCGGAGCGCUCCUCCUCCGGGAGCGGCGAGAGGAAGCGCUCCAGCUUCCUGGAGGGAACGCUGAGGAGGAGCUUCCGGAGCGGCUCGCUGAGCCGGCAGAAGCUGCUGGAGGAGGAGAACUCGCUGGAGGCGUGGCUGCGCGAGGAGACGGCGGCGGUGCACGCCAGCGUGCUGGACAAGUGGCGGCGGCUGGUGGGGAUGAACCAGGAGCAGGCCAUGGGGAAGUACAUGGCGCUGGUGAAGGAGUGGGCGGGCUACGGCUCCACGCUCUUCAACGUCGAGAGCACUGACGAGGCGUUCCCCAGUGAGCUGUGGCUGGGCGUCAGCCGGCAGGCCGUGUCGCUCUACAAGCGCGGGGAGCCCUGGCCCCUGGAGGUGUUCCCCUACGAGCAGAUCCUCUCCUUCGGGGCCCCGCUGCCCAACGCCUACAAGAUCGCCGUGGAGGGCCGCGAGCUGCUCUUCGAGACCCCUCUGGUGAUGGACAUCGCUAAACUGAUGAAGGCCUACAUCAGCAUGAUGGUGAUGAAACGCCACAGCAACCCCCAGUCGCUCAGCAGCCACGGCAGCCAGAGCAGCGCCUGGUGACCCCCUGGUGACCCCCAGGACCUCUGAACUUUGACCUCUGACCCGGAAGCUGUGUGGGUACAGUCUGACGGGCCAGGACCCAGAGAGGGGGAGGAGCCUGGCGUCAUGGAGACAAAAAACCACCACAUCCCCACCAGGAACCAAACUCGUGUACAUAUGUCAUUGUUAAACACAGUUGGGGUCAGGGUUAGGCUCUGACCCUGAGGUUAGACUCUGACCCUGAGGUUAGACUCUGACCCUGAGGUUGGACUCUGACCCUGAGGUUGGACUCUGACCCUGAGGUUAGGCUCUGACCCUGAGGUUAGGCUCUGACCCUGAGGUUAGGCUCUGAACCUGAGGUUAGGCUCUGACCCUGAGGUUAGACUCUGACCCUGACCCUAGACUCUGACCCUGAGGUUAGGCUCUGACCCUGAGGUUAGGCUCUGACCCUGAGGUUAGACUCUGAUCCUGAGGUUAGACUCUGACCCUGAGGUUAGACUCUGACCCUGACCCUAGACUCUGACCCUGACCCUAGACUCUGACCCUGAGGUUAGACUCUGACCCUGACCCGGAUUUACAGAGGUCUUUAUUUUCAAAGAAUCACAGUUGUUGUUAAGGGUUGGGGUUACGGUUAGCCUGAACUUCACCCUUAUCCUCACCUUGAAGGAAAAUAUUGUGUCAGGAAAGGAGCGAACUUGACUUUGUGUUGUUGGUGGAGUGGGGACUUUGAUUCUGUGGGAAAAUCUUUUUGUUUCAAGUUAAACUGCUAAUUUUGUUUUCUAUAUGCUAGGUGCUGUCACACUUCACGGGCUGUUACUAUACCGUGUGUGUUUGUUUGUCUCGUGUUGUCUGCCUGAAUGGAAUGAGGGUCAUUAGGUGUGUGUGUGUGUGUGUGUGUGUGUGUGUGUGUGUGUGUGUGUGUGUGUGUGUGUGUGUGUGUGUGUGUGUGUGUGUGUGUGUGUGUGUGUGUUUAUUUUUGUGUGUGGGUGGGUCAGAGAAUUUGUAAAAAGAGAAAAAGAAAGUACUUACAAAGCAGGAUUUGAGUGUGGGCCUUGUGUCGAGCUAUAUCCAGGUCUGUUUGUAAAUGUACAUCCUUAUGCAGCCGCCUUGAACAUUUCAAACCAUGCUGGGAUCUCACAGGACCCUGCCAUGCCAGCCUCGAGGACUCUCAAUCAGGACCAAGCUCGCUGUCAAUCCAGGUAUCCCUCUCGUUGUUCUCGAGACGCUGCCGUCUCUCCUGUCCUACCGAUGUUCCUUAAUGCGUUCACAAGGACCUACGUCGAGUCCUACAUCCACACUGGCGUCUGGACGGCAUUUUGUGAAUCCUAAUCAGUUCAUAGAGAGAGUUUGUAUCACAGAAGGGAUACGAAUCAUCCAUACUCUACUGCAUCGGUUUAAGGAUAACCAGUCGGUCUGAUUUAAACCAUACUCUUUAUUCUAUAGUGUACUCUCUGCUACAAAACGUUUUUCGGACUCGUGGUUUGUUUCUGAUUGGUCGCAGGUUUAUUCAUGUCUGAACUACAUUUCUUCAGGAGCAGAACUACAUUUCCCAGGAGCACCGCGGGCGGUUGGUCCCUCCAAAGCUCUUUGCCGUCUGUGCCUUAUUGUAUAUUGUGU